AUGUCCGAACAUCCACUUUAUGCGGUUAUAAACCACCACCAAAAACACACAUCAGGUAAAACAAGCUCAGAAACCACUGAUGAUGAUGAUGAUGCUACCUACUCAAAUAUCCAUAUUUCUGUACCUGGAAGAUCUGCCCAACAGAAAGGAGAUAGAGGAAGUGACUGUGUUAUCUACACCAAAGUCAGUCUCCCCAAUCAGGAUGAUGCUCAGCCCACUGAGGCAUCUGACCCUGAUGACCCCUCUCCAAGGACAGCACCAGUGCAGAGGUCCCUCUGGAGAGUCCUUCUAAAACCCACAGUCCUCCUGCUUUUCCUCUCGGCUCUCCUGCUUAUUGUGAUCUUUACACUCAGUGCAUUCUAUGCUUUAAGUAAAAUCUCAUGUACAAAGAGACUGUAUGCUCUUGAGAAGAACAACAAUGAGAUGAACAACACACUGGUGCAGUCACAAAGUGCACUUAGAAAUUCAUCUGAAGAGAACACAUUGCUGUUGCAUCAACUUACACAGAUGAACAACACACUGGUGCAGUCACAAAGUGCACUUAGAAAUUCAUCUGAAGAGAACACAUUGCUGUUGCAUCAACUUACACUUUUGGAGAUUGAAAGAAGAAAGAAGUGUGCAGAUGGCUGGGAUUAUUUCAGUGGGAAGUGCUACUUCUUCUCUACUGAUGAGAAGACCUGGACUGUGAGUAGAGAUGACUGUGUGACAUUGGGAGGACACCUGGUCAUCAUAGAGAAUGAAGGGGAGCAGAUAUUGGAAGCCAAGGACAUGGAAGAGUGACACAUAUACCAGGUGUAUGAAGACUAGUUUUUCCGCCUGGCUAACC
Molecule: messenger RNA, 826 nt
Organism: Alosa alosa (allis shad)
Lineage: Eukaryota; Metazoa; Chordata; Actinopteri; Clupeiformes; Clupeidae
Product: C-type lectin domain family 12 member B-like
Exons: 9
Coding region: 1-780 (259 amino acids)
Cellular component (GO): plasma membrane
Molecular function (GO): transmembrane signaling receptor activity
Source: RefSeq, a predicted model, not a curated record